Messenger RNA from Thlaspi arvense, 1446 nucleotides. The record is from the annotation of a GenBank genome assembly. Lineage: Eukaryota; Viridiplantae; Streptophyta; Magnoliopsida; Brassicales; Brassicaceae.
AACGCAGUGGAAUUGAUUCCGAACAAAAAAAAAGCAGGGGUUGGAAUUGACUGUUUCCAAAAGUAAGGGCGAAGAAAGUGAGUCUUGACGUUUUUUAAUGACCUGCAAAGCAAAAGAGACAAAAAAAAUAUCAAAUUCUGAUUCCUCCGACUAAGCCAUUUCCAUCAUCGUUUUUCCUCCGAUUCCUUUUUUUGUUCGUCGCCGUUCUUCGGAUUUUCACUCUUCUGCUCGAAAGGGCAGUGCUUGAGAAUCAUUGAAGAAGGUGAUCGCUGUUUCUUUUGCCAUAACAUAUCAGAAACUCUGGGAAACAUACACAGUCCAUUCAUCAACUUGAAAUCUUGAUCAGAGCCUGCUUUGCGCAAAGAGAGUAACAGGAAGCGCAAGAACUUGGAGUUGUCUUCUUCUUUUUUUUUUGUAUCAUGCCGUAUUUUAUUCAGAGGCUUUUCAAUACUUGCAAGACAUCUCUCUCACCUAAUGGACCUGUGUCUGAGGAAGCCUUAGACAAGCUUCGAACGAUGUUGGAGAAAAUCAAGCCGUCUGAUGUUGGUCUCGAACAGGAAGCUCAAUUGGUGCGUAACUGGUCUGGUCCUGGGAACGAGGGUAAUGGAAACCAUAAUUCUCUGCCAGCAAUAAAAUAUCUUCAAUUACAUGAGUGUGAGAGCUUCUCGAUUGGAAUUUUCUGCAUGCCACCUUCGUCGAUCAUACCACUUCAUAAUCAUCCAGGCAUGACAGUGCUAAGCAAGCUCGUUUAUGGUUCAAUGCAUGUGAAGUCGUAUGAUUGGGCUGAAACUGACCCAUCAGAGCUAGACGAUCCAUUACAAGCAAGACCUGCGAAGCUGGUUAAGGAUACUGAAAUGACGGCUCCUUGCCCAGCAACGACGCUAUAUCCAACAACCGGCGGAAACAUCCACUGUUUCAAAGCCAUUACUCAUUGUGCAAUCUUUGAUAUCUUAUCUCCUCCAUACUCUUCUACUCAUGGAAGACACUGCAACUACUUCCGCAAAUCCCCAAUACGAGACUUACCUGGUGAGAUAGAAGUGAUGAAUGGAGAAGUGAUAUCAAAUGUGACAUGGCUCGAAGAGUAUCAACCUCCAGAUAACUUUGUGAUCUGGAAAGUUCCGUACAGAGGUCCUGUGAUUAGAAAAUGAGAUUAAUAAGCAUAUAAGAAAAGAGCAUAAAGAGGAAGGGGGCUUAUCAUCAGGAGAAUAAAUUUGUAAACCGUUCAGAGGCUUGCCGCAUUGUGGUGAAGAGGUUUUUUACAUAUUUAUGACUUACAUUGAGAGUCAGCCUAUUUCAUUAUAUGAUAAUGUUUACAUCUUUACGAUUACUGUACUUUACAAUUUUAAUAUUAUAGUAAUUUUUUCCCUACAUUUUAGCAAUUGCUCACAAACAAUGUCAUAUUUAGUUUUCAUAAUUUGUAAUUUCGAUGGUCCUUUACCUUUGCUA